UGAUGGGCUGUCAAACCGCAUCUAAAGUACUCUACCAAAGAAUAAUAUCCACUCCUGACCUACUCUGAAGAAAAAUAUUUCAUUCGAUCAAUGUCGCAGUCUCCCCCGCAGGGGAAUUACUCUUGAACAAUAGGUGAACCCUAAGAAAAGAGCAACACUGGACCAUGUGAUACUUGACCUUCAAAGAAAGAACUCAGGUACACUCCAGAAGAUGUCAAAUUGGAUCUGAAGCAGCUCUCGAGAGGAUCGCCCAGCUCAUAAUUCAAGCACUUUUUCAUGUUUUGUUUUAUCAUUACUCAAACACCAUGGGCCAAAAGUGACAGAACAUAGUUAUUUUUGCUGGAUCUUCAUCUAAUGAGGAGUACCAGACAUCUCACCAUGGAUUUGAAGGAGAUUUUCUUCACCAAAGAGCAACAGUGAGAAACAUCAGAGUGGAGGGGGGGGAUUGGACACUGGUGGCUUGGAGGAUUAGCUAGAGUGCUGCUAACCCAUGGUGGAUCUGCUGUGAGUGGGGAAAGGGACUCAGCGGUGGAGGAUGUCAGCAGAGGCCGAACUCCAGCCGGGUGUCAAAACCAGCCAGCGAAAGGAGUCCAGGAGGAUCAAAGGUCAGGACCGCAGUGAGGCGGGGCUUAUUAAGCGUUUCCGCGGAGAUGGCGUGCGCUACAAGGCCAAGCUGAUUGGGAUUGAUGAGGUGACAGCCGCACGCGGGGACAAGCUGUGCCAGGACUCCAUGAUGAAGCUGAAGGGAAUGGCUUCCUCGGCACGUUCCAAAGGGGAGCACAAGCAGAGAGUCUUCUUGACGGUGUCUUUUGGCGGGAUCAAGAUUUACUGUGAAAGAUCAGGGGUGCUCCUUCAUCACCACUCAGUCCAUGAGAUCAGCUACAUUGCCAAGGACACCCGGGAUCAUCGCGCCUUUGGCUAUGUCUGUGGGAAGGAGGGCCACCACAGGUUUGUGGCCAUCAAGACCGCGCAGUCUGCGGAGCCUCUCAUCAUUGACCUGCGUGACCUCUUCACACUCAUCUACGACAUAAAACAGCGGGAGGAGAUGGAGAAGAAGGCCCAGAAGGACAAACAGUGUGAGCAGGCAGUGUACCAGACUAUCCUGGAAGAUGAAGUGGAUGAUCCAGUUUACCAGUACAUAGUGUUUGAGGCUGGACACGAACCCCUCCGUGGCCCCCAGUCAGAGGAGAGCGUUUAUCAGGUCCCAACCAGUCAGCAGAAGGAAGGGAUCUAUGAUGUCCCAAAACGCCAUUUCAUGACUAAUAUCAACCACUUUGAUCUUUUCGGCGACAUGUCAACUCCUCCUUCGAUGCCCCCAUCACCUGCCAACACGCUGGACCCUAGCAGGAGCAGCCGCCAGCAGCAACACACUCCUGCUGAGCUGUACGCCCCCUUCAGCCCCACCUCUGUGCCGUCAGGUUAUAUGACCAUGGGUCCUGUGCAGGCAGCACAGUGGGCUCAGCAGCCAUUUCCCGCCCAGGCUCAGACUCUGGCCUUCCCUGUGCAGGCACCUCUGCAGGUGGCUCAGGUCCUCCCCAGUGGUCAGCCGGUCAUCUGGAGCCAGGCCAACAUUUUCCCUGCCACACAGCAGCAGUGGGCAGCUAUGGCAGCCUACAUGCCGGCCCAGACAGUGGGCGUGGGGGGCCACGCCAUCCCGGCCGCCAUGCUCCAGGGCUUAGUACCCAUAACCACAAUGUGCCCCCAGGCCUGCGACCUAUCAGCCCCGUCCUCGGCCAUCACCAGCCCCCAGCAUACGGCCGACCCCACCCUGCUCCAGAAGCAGCUCAGCCUGGGUAAAGAAGGCCUCGACUCAGAUGCAGGUGAGGGUCCUUCCACAUCGGGAGCAGCUGUAUCAGUAGAACCUGGUGGUGUAUCAGCAGGGGUGAGCAGGUGCGGCACCCCAGGCCUCAUGAGUGUACCGGACACACUGGCCUGCAGUCAGCUCCUGCCACCUCCAGCUGCUGCGACCCAGGAAGAAGAAGGGAGCUGUAGCGACCUUGAUCUCUCUAGGAUGACUCUGAGUCCCGGUACAUCGACUUCACCGUCUACUGAGUCUCCAUCCACUCCAGCCCCACAGCAGAGCUCAUCUUCAGACUGCCCCCCUUCCCAAGGCAGUGACCCACCCACAGAUCACUCCCCUGUUGACCCUGAGGGCAACUCCAGCAACGCUAAGGAGGAACAAUCGGGCUCUGCCGUUGUGCCCAGCGAAGCUGCUGAUCCUCCACAGGAUCAGACAUGUCCACAGGAAGACAGCAGAGCAGAGUGUCUUCUCCUCAUUCACAGUCAGUCACAACACACAAACAUGCUUUCUAUGGUGAUACAGAGCAGUGCAAUCAAUUUGCACAGCUGUCUGCUCCACGUUACUUUGAGCUUGGUGCUGCUAAGUAAUGUUGCAGUGGCCACAGGAAGCAAUGAAGACCCUAGCAGUCGUCAAGCCCGGUCAGUGGGUGACCCAGUGGUAAUUCACCCAGUGGAUUGCAUUUUGUCAGAGUGGAGCGCAUGGUCACGUUGUGACAUCUGUCAAAAGAGGAAAUAUCGCUAUGCUAAAGUGGAGCAGCCUUCUCAGUUUGGAGGGGAACAGUGCAAUUCCCAUGCCAGGGAGGAGGAGGCCUGUAAUGUUCCAGCCCGCUACACUUGUGACAGUGUUCCUCUCUGUGAGGGCUUCCUCUGCACCCAAACAGGUCGCUGUAUUCCUAGAACUCUGCAGUGUAAUGGGGAGGAUGACUGUGGGGACAUGUCAGAUGAACAUGGCUGCAGGAAGGUUCCCAAGCCCUGCAGGCAGGAGGCUGAGGAGUACUGGGGAAUCGAAAACCUUGCCAAAGGAAUAAACAUCUUGAACAGUAACCUGGAAGGAGUGGUGCUUGAUAACAGAUACUAUGCAGGCAGCUGCCUGCCCCACUACAUCCAGGAUGUCAGAUUCAGGAAGCCCUACAACUUACAACAGUAUACCUUUCAGACGAGAGGCUCCUAUGAUUUUAGCCUGCAGGCUUUUGAAUCCUACUCUGACUACAUGGACUACACCAUGAAGGAGCGCAUGAGCAAAACCGUUGUUUCCUUCGGCUUUGGCAUUCCAGGAAUUGUCGAGUUUGGCUUCAACUACAAUGAUAACAAAUACAGCAAGUCAGUUAAGAAACUUCGCAGUGCCUCUGGGAAGACAAACAGCUUUGUGAGGGCCAAGGCAGAGCUGGAGUUGGCCCAGUACAUGCUGAAGACGGAUGAUUUAAUGCUACACCCCGAGUUUCUGCGGCGCCUACGCUCCCUGCCGCAGGCUUAUGAUUAUGGGGAAUACAGGCAGAUUUACAGGGACUAUGGCACCCACUAUGUCACCGAGGCUGCCCUCGGAGGAGACUAUGAGCACACCAUUAUUUUGGACAAAGAGAAGCUUGCAAAGACAGAAUAUUCUUUAGAAGACUACAAGAACUGCGUACAGGCAGGUUUAAAGGUUGGCGCAAACAUAUUCGGUGUCUAUGUAUCAGUGGGGUUUCACGGGGGAUCCUGUGAUGGCCUGCUGAACGAGAUGGGAGAGGAGAAAGGGACUGAGAGUGAGGUGGAAGACUUUGUUGCUAUUGUAAGAGGUGGAAGUAGCGAAUCCGUCUCUGCUUUGUUGUCCAAGAAGCUUCCCACCCCUGAACUAAUGAGGCUAUGGGGUGAAGGUGUGCGGUUCAACCCUGACUUCAUUCGCCAAACGACACGGCCACUCUAUGAGCUGGUGACCUCCAGAGACUUUUCCCAUCAUGCUAUCCUGAAAAGAAACCUGAAGAGAGCCCUGUCAGAGUACCUGGCAGAGGCUAGUCCGUGCCGGUGUGCUCCCUGUCGCAACAAUGGAGUGGCUGUUCUGAAAGGUACAAAGUGUGACUGUGUGUGUCCUGUUGGCUAUACUGGAAGAGCCUGUGAGAUCACUAAUAGGAAAAAAGAAAUAGCCAUUGAUGGUAACUGGAGCUGCUGGGGUGCGUGGUCAUCCUGCAGUGGAGGGCAGAAGACAAGGAGUCGACAGUGCAACAACCCUCUACCCAGCAAUGGAGGCAUGGCAUGCACAGGACUGCAGCAAGAGUCUACUGCCUGCUUUUAAAAUCCCCUGUCAAAGAUGCCAUAAAGAUUUAUAAAAGAGAUGUUCAGUGUCUGGUACAUUUGUCUUGUAUUUGACUGUCCAGUGUGACAUGAUGAUUCUCCUUGACAAUGCUUCAUCUCCUUAUGCAAGUAUUAAAAAAAAUGUUAACCCCAAUG
This is a messenger RNA of Oreochromis aureus, 4224 nucleotides long. RefSeq lists its product as uncharacterized. NCBI's taxonomy places the organism in Eukaryota, Metazoa, Chordata, Actinopteri, Cichliformes, Cichlidae. Gene Ontology annotation, biological process: immune response. The record is from RefSeq and is a predicted model, not a curated record. Gene Ontology annotation, molecular function: protein binding. The transcript is spliced from 25 exons. Bases 536 to 4069 code for a protein of 1177 amino acids. Gene Ontology annotation, cellular component: membrane attack complex.